This is a messenger RNA of Musca vetustissima, 681 nucleotides long. RefSeq lists its product as uncharacterized. The coding region runs from base 1 to 681 and encodes 226 amino acids. The transcript has a single exon. The record is from RefSeq and is a predicted model, not a curated record. NCBI's taxonomy places the organism in Eukaryota, Metazoa, Arthropoda, Insecta, Diptera, Muscidae.
AUGGAUAAGAUCAAAUGUGAAAAAUUCAAGAAUUGCGUCACAGAUCUUUUGGAUUUUACGGAAAUAUCGUCAGCAAAGAAGUCAGAUAACUACAUUUUCACUUUGGAAAUAAUUCGAGUGGAGUUAGACUCAUUAUGGGACCAAGUCAAGAAGGCAUAUUCCGAGUGUCGUGAUCAUGUACCACAGGAAGGAGAAAUCACAAUCGACAAGACAAAACUCAGGACUCGUUACAGGGAAGCCAUGGAAGGUUAUAAAACUUCUUUAUGUUCACUAAACGAGGAAAUUCAGACGAUCAAGGAUAAACAAAUGGAAGAUAAAACAAAAAAGGAGUCAGGAAUAUCACCUGAAUUUACGUCAGUGUCCAGAUUACCGCCUUGCGACACAUAUACAUUCAAAGGAGGAUAUACUGAAUGGCCCACGUUCCGAGACCUCUUUUCAGCGAUAUAUAUCCAAAAUACUAAACUGAGCAAUGUUGAGAAACUCUUCCAUUUGACACAAAAGACGACAGGAGAAGCGAGAGAUAUUAUUAGACACGAUCCACUUACUAAUGAUGGUUUUGAGUUAGCGUGGAGAAAUCUUACAGAGCGAUACGAAAACAAAAGGAUGCAGGUCAACGAACAAAUAAAAAUUCUGUUUAAUUUACCCAAUGUCACCCAGUGCCAAAGCUACAGCGUACAGUAA